AUGUCCAAGAAGUACGACAGAGACACCAAGAGUGAAGCCAACCUGAGAAGGAGCUACUUCAAGCUCGUUGACCAGGAGAAACAGGAGUCUGCACAGCCUCGAGAAUCCAAGGGAUUGUCUUUCCAGGACCGUUUGAAGUUGAAACACGAACGCAAAGAGCGCAAGAGACAAAGUCAGAUUGAGAAAACUAGAAAAACGUACCAGAAACUAAAAGAGUCGGAAAAAACCAGAGAAGUGCAGUCGAAAAAGCUACAGAAAGCCAAGACCAGAACGGGCCAGCCGCUCAUGGCUCCGCGGAUCAACAACCUGCUCGACAAGAUCAAGAGCGAGGUGUCCAAAUAA
Messenger RNA from Ogataea philodendri, 342 nucleotides. RefSeq lists its product as uncharacterized. The coding region runs from base 1 to 342 and encodes 113 amino acids. Lineage: Eukaryota; Fungi; Ascomycota; Pichiomycetes; Pichiales; Pichiaceae. The record is from RefSeq and is a predicted model, not a curated record. The transcript has 2 exons.